CCUCCACCCCAGCUCACCAACCUUCGAACCAAAAAGAUGCAACCAACAACCACAAUCCGAAUCCCGCGCUUCCUCCUCCCACGAGGCAUCCCCACCUCUCGAACCCUCCAACAAGCCCUCACCACCCGAACCACAAGCAGCACCGUAACAACCCGCCGCUGCGCCUCCAGCAAACCCACCUCCCCCAAGACCAAAGACAAACCGAUCGUCCUCCCGCAACCGGACAGAUUCCGGCCGCCGUCGCACCCGCAGCGGCGCGUGGUGCGCACCAGCAAUGGCCGCGUUGUGAACGCCGACCCGGUGCACUACGGCCCGCGCCUGACGGAGGCCGAGAAGGAGGCCCAGCGAAAGAAACAGUACCCCAACAUGUUCCCGCCCGAGGGGACGGUGGCGCAUAAGUUUCUGACGAAUCGGGGGAUUCAUGUUUGGAUUGCUAUGGGCGUCCUCACUUCCCUGGCAACGUUCACAUUUACCACGAACUUCAAGCGGUCGUCGCCGUUCGCGCAUCUGCUCCCUUCGUGGUCGGGGUUGCUGUCGCAUCCGUUCGAUACAGUGGGCCAGGCGCUCGCGGUGUUCCGGAUGCAUGUCGAGCAUUCGUCGCAGCAGACGCGCGAGAAGCGCCGGCAGCGCGUCGAGGAUGCCGAGAAGCGCCGGCAGUAUCGGAUUGCGCAUGGGUUGGAGGAGGCGCCGGAGGGUGCUGCUGAGGGUGCUGCCGCGGAGGCGGUCGAUGAUCAGUCGCCUAUUGCUCGGGAGGAGGAGGCCGGCGACGGCACAUAUGUCGAUUGGGAGGGGAAGAAGAGGCCCGUGAAGAAGUGGUUGGGUAUUUGGUAGGCUGGUACCGGAUCUAUCCAUCUGGUACAAUCGGGGGUCGAACUACAGAGCCCUGAGGUACUGCAAUGUGUAAGAUGAGGAAUAUAGUUGGG
Messenger RNA from Aspergillus aculeatus ATCC 16872, 923 nucleotides. RefSeq lists its product as uncharacterized. The transcript has 2 exons. NCBI's taxonomy places the organism in Eukaryota, Fungi, Ascomycota, Eurotiomycetes, Eurotiales, Aspergillaceae. The record is from RefSeq and is a predicted model, not a curated record. Bases 37 to 831 code for a protein of 264 amino acids.